AAUCGACUCGACAGACAAUACAAUCAGAACCAUCCGCCAUUGAAGGUUCUUCCUUUCGUUCCUCCAACAAGUUUUGCGUCUCUUUUUUUUUUAAAUUCAUCAGUUGUGCUGUUUGGUUCAUCGUUGGCUUAAAUCCUGGACGGCUUUCUCUUCACACGAAAACUUAAACCAAUUCGAAGUCGACCUUUUAAGUUGUGUGAUGCCUCUGCGCAAAGGCCCUUGGAAAAGUGUUGAAAACAUCUUGCGCAUCGACAUCUGAGCCGAAAGACUUUUAUUCCGACAGUUCCGCCCACGAAAUAGAACGCAGAAUAUUUUGCGGGUUUUUUGUUUUGUUUUGUUUUGUUUGUUUUGAAGAAAAAAAAGGGGAGAGAGAAUGAACGAUGCCUACAUCGACACACAGGCCCAUUACGGGUUCAGUUUGAGUGGCGGCUACGAGGCUCAGCACAGCCGCGAGUCGGUGGAUUUGAUUGGCGGAGUCAACAAUAGCGUGGCCGUGACAUCUGGGGCUGGAACGGUCGGCUCAUCCGGUUCGACAGUCGUCGGUGUGGGGCACGGAAGUGGCGGUGACGUGGACGUUUGGUCCAAUUCGCACGAUCCUUACUCACCGCACAAUCUUCAUCAUCAUCAACAGCAACAACAUCACCACCACCAUCAGCAGCAACAGCAGCAACAUGCCGCUUAUUACGGACAGUCUGUGGGUGGAGGGCAGGUGAUGACGGAGUUGUUGAGCCCUUCGCAUCCGCCAUCGUCGUACAACAUUAACCAGCCUCAACAACAGCAACAGCAGCAGCAACAACAACAGCAACCGGGACAGUUCACUCCGACUGAACAGCAUCCGGUGGAUCUAUCGAAUUCGCAGCAACGACCGCCCAAUCCGGCCGUUUCUGCCGCCACGUCGGCCGCUUUCUACGGCCUUUCGGCUGCUGACUACAACAGCGCACAUUCCAACACCGCUGGAACGUCCAGUCAACGACGCAGUGCAAGUGACACUUACAAACCGAACGGACUCAGCCUCUCGCUGGGCAUCCCCGAUUCUGUUGGUGGCACGAGCGGAUUGAUUCCGGGCUCGCUGACUCCGCCGGACAAGGUGAUUGGAGCAUCGGCCGAUUUGAGCGGACAUUUGCUCGGUCAGCAACAGCAUCAUCAUCUUCAACAGCAACAACAGGGAGCUCAACAGCAGCAACAACAACAACACCACAACCCUUACGCCCUGGCGCAUCCCAGUUCGGCCAUGGCUCCGACUCUCCAAACUCCGCCGUCGCCGCUCUCCACUCCGUCGCCGCCCGUCCCUAUCGAUCGAUUUGGGCCGACCGGAUCGGCGUAUAGAGGCGGAACAAAAGAGCAGCGAUUAACUCGGGAGGCGAUGAUGCGCUACCUGCAGGAGCACGGCGACAUGGUGGUGGUCAUUCUACACGCCAAGGUGGCGCAAAAAUCGUACGGCAACGAGAAGCGCUUCUUUUGCCCGCCGCCUUGCAUCUACCUGUACGGCGACGGAUGGCGGAGGAGGCGCGAGGCCAUCCAGCGCGAAGCGGCCGCCAAUGGCGCCUCGCCCGCCGAGGCCGAAGCUGCGUCCCAACUGUGCGCCUUCAUCGGCAUCGGCAAUUCCGAUCAGGACAUGCAACAACUCGACCUCAACGGCAAAAGUUAUUGCGCGGCCAAGACGCUCUUCAUCUCCGACUCGGACAAGCGCAAACAUUUCAUGCUGUCGGUGAAAAUGUUCUACGGCAACGGCCAGGAUAUCGGCGUGUUCCACAGCAAGCGGAUCAAAGUCAUUUCGAAGCCGUCCAAAAAGAAGCAGUCGCUGAAAAAUGCCGACCUGUGCAUCGCCAGCGGGACCAAAGUGGCCCUCUUCAACCGACUUCGUUCGCAAACGGUCAGCACGCGUUACCUGCACGUGGACAAUAACAAUUUUCACGCCAGCUCCACCCAGUGGGGCGCCUUCACCAUCCACUUGCUGGACGACAGCGAAUCGGAAUCGGAGGAAUUCACGGUGCGCGAUGGCUACAUCCAUUACGGCAGCACGGUCAAGUUGGUGUGCAGCGUGACGGGCAUGGCCUUGCCGCGUCUCAUCAUCCGCAAAGUGGACAAGCAGAUGGCCGUGCUGGACGCCGACGACCCCGUCUCCCAGCUGCACAAGUGCGCCUUCUACAUGAAGGACACGGAGCGCAUGUACCUGUGCCUCAGCCAGGAGCGCAUCAUCCAGUUCCAGGCGACGCCUUGCCCCAAGGAGCCCAACAAGGAAAUGAUCAACGACGGAGCCGCCUGGACCAUCAUCAGCACCGACAAGGCCGAGUACCAGUUCUACGAGGGAAUGGGACCUGUCCGCAAUCCCGUCACGCCCGUCCCCAUCGUCCAUUCAUUACACUUGAACGGUGGUGGCGAUGUGGCAAUGCUGGAAUUAAUGGGCGAGAAUCUGACACCGAAUUUGAAAGUGUGGUUUGGCGACGUGGAGGCAGAGACCAUGUUCCGCUGUGAGGAGUCGAUGCUGUGCGUCGUGCCCGAUAUUUCAGCCUUCCGUUCCGGAUGGCAAUGGGUCCGUGGACCAACACAGGUUCCUAUUUCGUUGGUGAGAAGUGACGGUGUCAUCUACGCCACACGGUUGACCUUUACCUACACACCUGAGCCUGGGCCUAGGCCGCAUUGCCCCCAAGCUCAGGAAGUGUUGCAACGAGGUGGCGGUUCCAGUAAUGCCGUCAACCCGAUGGGACUCGGUUACGAUAACCAGCACAUGCAUCAUCAACAACAGCCGCAACAACAUCAUCAGCCAAUGUGAAAUUCAAACAACAGCAGAGACAUGUGUAAACUGGACGAUUUUUUACGUUUUCUUUUUUUUUUUUUUUUAAAUCCAAUUCUACUCUAGAAAUUCCAAAAGGAAAAAGGAUGUUUUGUUUACGGGGGACGAAUUCUCUUUUAAAAUUUUUUUUACCUGACCGACUGGUUUCCAGUGAUAAUCGAUGUGAAUCUGUUUUAUUUCUUUCUUCUUAUUAUUUUUCUUUAAAUGGCUCUCAGCUUUGGUGGUUGGAUAUAGUAUACAUAUAACCUUUCUCUGAAACGAUAGAACGAACGAACGAGAAAUUAGGAGAGGACGAAUUCGUUCGUUGGACGAAAACGUGAAUCAUAUUAUUCCAUUAACAUAGAAAAAGAAAAGGUUAAUCUGCAGUGCGUCAUAAUCUCUCGUGUUAACUGAAGUUGAACAAGUUGCACGCUUGUUCGUCUUAUGUAAUAACGUGAACGAAAAAAAGCCGUGCUAUUUGUUUUUUGCGUUGCGAUCAAGUUUUUUUUUUUUUUUUUUAAAUAUUCUUCUCAUUUUUUAUUAUUUUGGAAAAUCGAAAAAUAUUCGUUUUUAUUUUGGAAUGUGAUUUUUUUUUGUGGGUCGAGUCUGAAUUUUUGAUGUGGCGACGUGUGUCUCUCUUCCUAAUCAAGUAUUUUGUUGGGCUGUUUUUAGCCGCUUUUUUUUAAAUGUUUUUCGCAAGGAACGAUUUCCUGUUUUCUCUUUUUUUAAGGGUGGGACUUUUCCGGAUACGGAAGAAAAAAAAAAAAGAAAUUGAAAACGUUUUCCUCGCGAAAAUGUCUUUACUUUCGAUUUUUUUUUUUUUAAAUACCAUUAUUAUUAAUUAAUUAUAAUUAUAAUUAUUUGCAAUUUCGUUGGUUCGUUUCAUUUGCCGCUACGGUCUUUUCUUUUCUAACAAACAAAAGAAAAGGAGAUAUUUGUGGGUUAUUUUUUGUUUUCUUCUUUAGUUCGUGAUUCCCGGGCUCGGUGAAAAAACAUGUGUCGUUUACUAAUGGGGAAAAAAAAUGAGGAUGGGAAUGUUUAUAAUGUAACCCUUUCAUUCCCCCCAGUUCUAUUUCGUGUAAGUGUUGCGCAACGAUGUUUAGUUUAAAAAGGAAAACACAAAAAAAGUGGCCCAUCUUUUGUUCGAUUUUGUUUCCCAUGUACUCCCUUUUCCCCACACGUCAUGACUGCUAUAACUGCCUUAUAAUAUGAAUAAUUAAUUAAUAACAAUUGAUUUUGUACAGUGUUGACCGUGCUAGUAAAGUGAGAUGAUUAUCGUCGUGCUUGCUUCCUUUUUUUCUGUGACAACGGCCGACUUUGUGUCGCCCGUGAACGUAUGCAGAGCAGGCAAUAUACAGAAUGUCAAAAUGACAAA
This is a messenger RNA of Daphnia magna, 4148 nucleotides long. Its product is annotated as recombining binding protein suppressor of hairless. Gene Ontology annotation, cellular component: nucleus. Gene Ontology annotation, molecular function: DNA-binding transcription activator activity, RNA polymerase II-specific; RNA polymerase II cis-regulatory region sequence-specific DNA binding. The coding region runs from base 374 to 2773 and encodes 799 amino acids. NCBI's taxonomy places the organism in Eukaryota, Metazoa, Arthropoda, Branchiopoda, Diplostraca, Daphniidae. The transcript is spliced from 10 exons. Gene Ontology annotation, biological process: regulation of transcription by RNA polymerase II. The record is from RefSeq and is a predicted model, not a curated record.